AUCACGUGCUCUUUGUUUUGAACAUCAGCCAGUCGUCAGUCAUUUGAAGUGUCUUGUGUAUGUCUGCUUAUUAAGCCUAACUAAUGGACGUUGUCAAAAGAAAACCUUACUUCAAAAUCAUGUUUUUCAUACUAAUUGUAUUGAACCUUUAUGUAGAAGUAAACACGCUUUCGUAUUCAAGUACACAGGUAAAACCUAUGGUCACAUUAGAAGAGAAAAUAUGGAUAGCAGGAGACGGUGAUGUUUCCCAUUAUCGCAUUCCUUUAUUAACUUAUACUCCACAAAAGAAUUUACUUGCCAUGGCUGAAGCUAGGAAAUACGACACAUCAGAUGCUGGAUCAAAGUUCUUAGCAAUCCGAAGAUCAAAUGAUAAAGGUUAUAGUUGGAAACCACAGCAAUUUAUUGAAAAUGAUGGAUCAAUUUUUGAUGGGAUUAGUCUGGGCUCAGUGGUUGUUGAUGAUGAACUUGGCAACAUUUUUAUUGUGUUCAGUCGAUGUAAUCAUUAUGAGAAGUGCAAUAUAUCAUCACUGUAUUAUGUCAAGAGUGAGGAUGAUGGCUAUACAUGGAAUAAACCAGUAAACAUGUCAGUUCAAAUUGGCACCAAAGCAUUUGCAGCAGGUCCAGGCUAUGGUAUUCAAUUAAAGAACAGCAAGUACAAAGGUCGACUGUUGGUUUGUGGUCAUGGUACUCUAGAAGGUGAUGGUAUGUUUUGUUUGAUUAGUGAUGACCAUGGUAACAAAUGGCGGUAUGGUGGUAUGCUAAAAAGUAUACCGUAUAACAAACCAAAGGUGUCUGGUGAUUUCAUUCCAGAUGAGUGCCAGCCUUUGGAAAUGCCAGAUGGAACAGUGAUAGUAAACAUCAGGAAUCAGGGCAAAUACCAUUGUCACUGCCGGAUCAUUGCCAAAAGCGCUGAUGGUGGCGACACAUUUCUUCUCGAUGAUGUAUAUUUUGACGAGAACCUAAUCGAUCCAACUGUAGCAGCAGGAGCCCUCAUCCAAAAUGGUGUUAUGUUUUUCUCAAAUCCCAUGUCCACUACACACAGAGUGAAUAUGACGUUACAUUGGAGCCAUGACUUUGGUAAAACUUGGAACUACACCCUGAAUAUUUGGCCAAACCCAUCAGGUUACAGUACAAUGACAGCAAUACCUGGCUUGGAGGACAGUGUCUAUAUACUCUAUGAGAAGGGCAUAGUUGCUACCUAUGAAUCUCUUUCAUUUGUUAAAAUCUCAUUAUAUCCCUAACCUACACAUCUGUUAUAAAAAUAUAUUUAAUCCUGGGCAUGAUCACAUUUUAUUCCACUGCUUGCAUUGAAUUUUUUGGGCCUGUGUAAUCAUAAUAUACUGCACAUUUUGGGGGACUGAUAUGAUAUAAAUUAUUAUAAGUAAAAACAGUUGUUAAAUUCUUAUUAAUCAUAAUAAUACAUGGCAUUUAUUAGGUGCCUUUACAAAACAUCAAAUUAUACCACCGGUAUAUACAGUAUGUACAUAUUCUUGUUAUGUAUCUAUUUUAAGCAGCUGGUCACCAUUCCAUCAAUAAAAUUAUUUUAUGCAGAAACCAUUUUUUCUUGUUUUCUUGUAAAUACAAUAUAAAUAAUCGAAAAUAUAGAGCCUUCGGUCCUAAUCCAAAUUAAUUAUUUUAUUUUUAAUAAAGGAUCAUAUCUAUGAUGAUAAAUUUAAUUUGUACUUAAUACUUUAUAUACUUUGCAUUUAUGCACUUGAAAGCUAAGAACUUCUUGCAGAAUAUCCUUGACAAUAGUAGUGUAUAGGCAUAA
This is a messenger RNA of Anneissia japonica, 1771 nucleotides long. Its product is annotated as sialidase-1-like. The coding region runs from base 84 to 1241 and encodes 385 amino acids. Gene Ontology annotation, biological process: oligosaccharide catabolic process; ganglioside catabolic process. NCBI's taxonomy places the organism in Eukaryota, Metazoa, Echinodermata, Crinoidea, Comatulida, Comatulidae. Gene Ontology annotation, cellular component: cytoplasm; membrane; lysosome. The transcript is spliced from 6 exons. Gene Ontology annotation, molecular function: exo-alpha-sialidase activity. The record is from RefSeq and is a predicted model, not a curated record.